This is a messenger RNA of Periophthalmus magnuspinnatus, 1875 nucleotides long. Its product is annotated as cathepsin A-like. Gene Ontology annotation, molecular function: serine-type carboxypeptidase activity. The record is from RefSeq and is a predicted model, not a curated record. Gene Ontology annotation, biological process: proteolysis. NCBI's taxonomy places the organism in Eukaryota, Metazoa, Chordata, Actinopteri, Gobiiformes, Gobiidae. The transcript has 11 exons. The coding region runs from base 82 to 1467 and encodes 461 amino acids.
GACGCUCGUGUGGAUAGUUCAUAAUUAAGGAAGUUAUUGACAACAGCGCUGCUUUCGGUGGUCUGUGGAUGAAACUGGGAAAUGUGCAAAGGUUUAGUGCUGCUGUGCCUGUUUUCCGUCUUUCAGACAGGCUCGUGGGCUCAGUAUAAUCCAGAUGAAGUCACUAACUUGCCCGGGAUGGGCUUCAAACCGAACUACACGCAAUGGUCCGGAUAUCUGCAGGCACGACCCGGCAAGUUUCUCCAUUACUGGUUUGUAACUUCUCAGAACAUCCCAUCUGAAGACCCUGUGGUGCUCUGGCUGAAUGGUGGUCCAGGAUGUAGUUCACUGGAUGGUUUCCUUUCGGAGAAUGGACCCUUUCACGUAAAUGAAGAUGGAAAAACACUGUAUGAGAAUCCCUUUAGUUGGAACAAGAUUGCAAAUGUACUGUAUCUUGAGUCACCUGCUGGAGUAGGUUAUUCUUACUCUGAUGACCAGAAAUAUGCAACAGACGAUGAUCAGGUUGCUGAGGACAAUUACAUGGCAUUACAGAGUUUCUUUUUCAAGUUUCCAAACUUUACUACAAAUGAGUUCUUUAUUAUUGGUGAAAGUUAUGGUGGAAUUUACGUACCAACUCUUAGUUUCCUAGUGGCAACAGGAAAAGCAAAAAUAAAUUUUAAGGGGUUCGCAGUAGGAAAUGGACUUGGCAGCUUUGCACUUAAUGAUCAGUCACUAAUCUAUUUUGGUUAUUAUCAUGGAUUAUUUGGAGAAGAUUUGUGGUAUGAUCUCACAACAAAUUGCUGUGGCAAAGACGGUACUUGCAACUUCUACAAUUCAACCUCAAACAUGUGUGCGACAAUGGUGAAUGUGGCAUUUAAUAUAGUUUACAACAGUGGUCUAAAUGUAUAUUCUCUCUACAUGGACUGUCAAGGCAAAUACAAAGCUUAUGAAAUGGCAAUGAGUCACCUUUUUAAAAACUUUCGAAAGAACUUUGACAAACAUAAGUUUGUAGGCUUCAUACAGCCCUACAAGGAUCUUGGAGAGGUCCCACCCUGCAUCGACAGCGCGGCUCAAACACAGUGGCUCAACAGAGGUGAUGUGAGGAAAGCCUUACAUAUUCCUGAUAUUUUGCCCCCAUGGGACCUCUGCAGCGAUUUUGUUGGUGGUAACUAUACAACCCUUUACCCAAGUAUGAAGGAAGUCUACCUGAAGCUGCUCUCCUUGGGCCUUCGAGCACUUGUGUACAAUGGGGAUACUGACAUGGCUUGCAAUUUUCUUGGAGACCAGUGGUUUGUUAACGAUCUUGGCAUAAAGGCCACCACAAACUACCAGACAUGGCUUCAUAAGGGCCAGGUUGCUGGUUUUUAUCAGACGUUUGCCAACAUCACAUAUCUUACAGUGAAGGGGGCUGGUCAUAUGGUGCCGCAGUGGGCCCCAGAUCCAGCUUUCCACAUGUUCCAGUCAUUUAUAACUAACAGUGAUUACUGAGAAUCUAUUCAUUUUCUGCACUAGUUUCUUAUUGAUCACAUUUCUCAGGGAAGUUUAUGGAACAAAUUAUUAAAUUUUUUUAGGAGAAAAUUUUGGUUUUAUUCUGGUCCAUUUUAGAGACCAAUUGCAUCUUAUACUGACCCAUUUUAUCUUAUCAAUUGUAAUGAAGAUUUUAGUCUGUUCAUAAUAAAUUAAGCAUAAAUAGUAUGUCUGCUCAGUUUCCUAAAUAUUGCUACUAUACUUACAUGAACAUAGAAGGGAAAUUUAUUUUAUUUUUCAAACAAAGGUGAAUGAUGGCAGUUAGUGCACCAUUAAGGAUAGAUGUUGUAACAACUUGGCAAAGGAAUUCUUGAAAUGUACCAAUGUUUAAGUAAUGUGUCUUUUUUAUUAAACAAUUUACAGUUUGAC